Messenger RNA from Varroa destructor (honeybee mite), 1950 nucleotides. Its product is annotated as disintegrin and metalloproteinase domain-containing protein 17-like. The transcript is spliced from 3 exons. The coding region runs from base 1 to 1950 and encodes 649 amino acids. Gene Ontology annotation, biological process: Notch signaling pathway; membrane protein ectodomain proteolysis. Gene Ontology annotation, molecular function: metalloendopeptidase activity. The record is from RefSeq and is a predicted model, not a curated record. Lineage: Eukaryota; Metazoa; Arthropoda; Arachnida; Mesostigmata; Varroidae. Gene Ontology annotation, cellular component: plasma membrane.
AUGUCAGCGGCCUGUUCAAAUCAAUCGCAAACCAACGCCCAUUGCCAAGGUGUCCUUAUACGUUUACUCGUAAUAUGGUGCUCAAUUGCAAUACUUGAAUCCCACGAAAGUGUCGGUAAUCCGCUCGAGUUCUCGAUCGACGGCUUUGGAACGGUUCAAAUGAAGCAGGCAGCUACGAUCACGACGCCGAAAUCUGGUUUAGCAGCAGUUAACAUUGACAACAAUAUCUUUGAGGGCGUGCUAGCAGAGUACCCCGGAUCAUGGGUACUAGUCCUAGACGAUCAAAAGAAAUUUUCCGGCAUUGUUAGUAGGGACGGUCGCAACUAUGAGAUAUCUUUCGAACGACAUUUUCCGAACGAACAGUUCAGAGUAGCUGGCUAUGGGAAUUAUUCGCGACGGCCGGAAGUCACGAUUAACGAAAUCGACGAGGAAAAAUUUUACACGGACCCACUGGGUCAAUGCGAGCGUCAUCUGCCCGUAGUAUUCGCACCAGAACCACGAAACGAGGUGGUCGUCGUAGGAUUAAAAUCCAACGUGUACUGCAGGUUGCGGAUGGUUGCAGACCAUACAUUUUUUCGACGUAUCGGUCAAGGCUCCCUGGAGAGGACAGACAUAGAAAUCGGUUGGCUUCUCAAGGCUUUAAACCCUAUUUUCAUGAACACGGCGUUUCACGAUGAUGCUCGCAAGUUUAGGCGUAUUGGAUUUAAGAUCGGUAACACAACGGUGUACCAACGUCCGCAUAAUGACCCAAGCCACUUUAACAGCGCGUCACUGAAUAUGUCCAUCGAUAGAAUGUUGAUCUCAUUUUCCACGAACGAAAGUGAGGAAAACUCCGAUGCGUGUGGAGCCGUCCUCUUAACCGCUAGAGACUUCAGCCCUUGUAGCGAGCUUGGACUAAGCUUCGUGGGAAGUGUACAGACCGAGGCAGGAGUUUGUGCUCGGCCAAGACUAACUCCUUCUGGAACAAGGAUAACUCCGAAUGCGGUAGUUGUCACAGCCGUUUACCACGGAGAACUUAUAUCGAGAAUCGAACUGAUCCGGGCUUUGGCUCAUGAACUGGGCCAUCUGUGGGGUGCCGAACAUGACAGAGACGUCCACGCAAAAAAAUACAUAAUGUCUGAUUCUACCGCAAACCUCAGACGGGUGCAGACAUUUUCCAAGGCGAGUAUAGAGCAAAUGUCGACGUUUCUUAAAUUUAGACAAAGCUGCUUCGAGAAGCUGGGAUCCUGCGGCGAUGGAAAGGUCGACUCGGAUGAGUUCUGCGAUGAGGGUGUCAGAGGUGGGCCCUGUUGUACCGAGCACUGCCGUCUAAGGUCCGAGGCACAGUGCAGUCAGAAAAAUUACGGAUGCUGCGAGGAGUGCAAAUUCGCUCGAGCAGGAAAGCUUUGUCGAGCACCAAAUCACAGUGAGUGCCUACGUGCCGCAAGCUGUUCGGGUCAAAGCGAACAUUGCCCCGUAGCAAAGCCAGCUCAAGACGGCUCCGAGUGUCGAAAUCGAGGCAGAUGUUUAACCGGUGUAUGUCAAGACUAUUGUAAAUCUAUCGGUUUAGAAAGCUGUCGGUGCAACGGGUUGAACGCCUGUAGAAUCUGUUGUUGGCGACACGCACGAUGCGAGCCGGUUAAGCUAAGUCUCGAAGAUGGCACCAAAUGCGGGAAGGGCGGCGUUUGCGUCAGAGGCAAAUGUCAGGACUACUGUGCUGCCAAGCACAUGGAAGACUGCUUUUGCCCAGGGGUUGAUGCGUGUAAGAGAUGCUGUCUCCACGACGGGAUAUGCGGGCCAGCCCAUGGUAGUAAUGGCUUGCCUGAAGGAAGUCCAUGCUCCGUGCAUUUGAGCAAGUCGAUGGUGACUCUUGACCGGCUGACAACGGCAGAACGAUACGGCCUACGCAACAAACCUUCGUACCGCAUUUCCGUGCAGGACAGUAUGAUCGAUUCAGCUAACUCAUGGUGA